Mesocestoides corti is the source of this 549-nucleotide messenger RNA. The record is from the annotation of a GenBank genome assembly. NCBI's taxonomy places the organism in Eukaryota, Metazoa, Platyhelminthes, Cestoda, Cyclophyllidea, Mesocestoididae.
GAAGAAGACGCCCAAGACACCGAUGCAGACGGUUUGGCCUUCACCGACCUCAGUCAGGUCUCCUCCUCCUUGUCCUCCUUCUCUUCCCCACUUCCACCACCACCCAGCCCUCCGCGUGUCCAGGCGCAAAACUCGAAGCCACUUUUGGCCUGUGACCGCUUCAGCACCACCUGUUCCACACGGUUCCAAUCCAGCCUCUUCUUCACACAUGCCGCGUAUGCUCUUUUGACCAUUAGUGAAAAGGUUUCUUUGUUCCCCUUGUCAGGUAAGUGGAAGUCCAUUGGGGUAUCCGUCUCUGGUAGUCUUGAUGGCGUGGAACUUCGGUCCUCUGAGAACUGCAACAAUGAAAACAAGCAAAAUAGCGCCAUUGAGAAAAGACCGGAAGAAGAAGAAGAAAUUUUUGCUCGUCUGGCUGAACUUCGGCGGCGCAAUGACCUUCUGCCGUUGCAUUUACGCACCAACUAUCCAGUCGAAACUCAGGUCUGUAAUGCCGUCGUGGGUUUGUUGAUGAAGUUAGCGCUUCUAGACUUGAAUCAAUCCUGGAACUAG